Podarcis muralis (Common wall lizard) is the source of this 3075-nucleotide messenger RNA. NCBI's taxonomy places the organism in Eukaryota, Metazoa, Chordata, Lepidosauria, Squamata, Lacertidae. The record is from RefSeq and is a predicted model, not a curated record.
AAAGAGCUUCAGUCAUAACGGAGCACUUAAACUACAUGAACAAAUUCACACGGGGGAGAAACCAUUUAAAUGUAUGCAGUGUGGAAAGAGCUUCAGUCGUAACGGAGCACUUAAAGUACACCAACGAACUCACACGGGGGAGAAACCAUUUAAAUGUAUUGAAUGUGGAAAGAGCUUCAGUCGAUAUGAAAUCCUUAGAAUACAUCAACGAACUCACACAGGAGAAAAACCAUUUGAAUGUAUUGAAUGUGGAAAUAGCUUUAGUCGUAUUGAAACACUUAGAAUACAUCAACGAACUCACACGGGAGAGAAACCAUUUAAAUGUAUGCAGUGUGGAAAGAGCUUCAGUCAUAACGGAGCACUUAAAGUACAUGAACAAAUUCACACGGGGGAGAAACUAUUUAAAUGUAUUGAAUGUAGAAAGUCCUUCAGUCGAUAUGAAAUCCUUAGAAUACAUCAAAGAACUCACACUGGGGAGAAACCAUUUAAAUGUAUUGAAUGUGGAAAUAGCUUCAGUCGUAGUGAAACACUUAGAAUACAUCAACAAACUCACACAGGAGAGAAACCAUUUAAAUGUAUGCAGUGUGGAAAGAGCUUCAGUCGUAACGGAGCACUUAAAGUACAUGAACAAAUUCACACGGGGGAGAAACCAUUUAAAUGUAUUGAAUGUGGAAAGUGCUUCAGUCAAUAUGAAAUCCUUAGAAGACAUCAACGAACUCACACUGGGGAGAAACCAUUUAAAUGUAUUGAAUGUGGAAAUAGCUUCAGUCGUAGUGAAACACUUAGAAUACACCAACAAAUUCACACAGGGGAGAAACCAUUUAAAUGUAUUGAAUGUGGAAAGAGCUUCAGUCAAAGUGCAUCACUUAGAAGACAUCAACGAACUCACACGGGCGAGAAACCAUUUAAAUGUAUUGAAUGUGGAAAAAGCUUCAGUGGAAGUGGACACCUUAGAAUGCAUCAAGGAACUCACACGGGGGAGAAACCAUUUGAAUGUAUUGAAUGUGGAAAGAGCUUCAGUACAAGUGGAAACCUUAGAACACACCAACGAACUCACACGGGGGAGAAACCAUUUGAAUGUAUUGAAUGUGGAAAUAGCUUCAGUACAAGUGGAAACCUUAGAACACACCAACGAACUCACACGGGGGAGAAACCAUUUGAAUGUAUUGAAUGUGGAAAGAGCUUCAGUCAGUAUGGAAACCUUAGAACACACCAACAAACUCAUACGGGGGAGAAACCAUUUAAAUGUAUUGAUUGUGGAAAGUGCUUCAGUAGAAUUGAACACUUUAGAACACACCAACGAACUCACACAGGGGAGAAACCAUUUAAAUGUAUUGAAUGUGGAAAGAGCUUCAGUCAGUAUGGAAACCUUAGAACACACCAACGAACUCAUACGGGGGAGAAACCAUUUAAAUGUAUUGAUUGUGGAAAGUGCUUCAGUAGAAUUGAACACUUUAGAAUACAUCAACGAACUCACACAGAGAAACCCUUUAAAUGUAUUGAAUGUGGAAAGAGCUUCAGUGGAAGUGGACACCUUAGAAUGCAUCAACGAACUCACACGGGGGAGAAACCAUUUGAAUGUAUUGAAUGUGGAAAGAGCUUCAGUCAAAGUGGAUCACUUAGAAGACAUCAACGAACUCACACAGGGGAGAAACCCUUUAAAUGUAUUGAAUGUGGAAAGAGCUUCAGUGAAAGGGGAAACCUUAGAACACACCAACGAACUCACACCACGGAGAAACCCUUUAAAUGUAUUGAAUGUGGAAAGAGCUUCAGUGAAAGGGGAAACCUUAGAACGCACCAACGAACUCACACGGGGGAGAAACCAUUUAAAUGUAUUGAUUGUGGAAAGAGCUUCAGUGAAAGUGGAGCACUUAGAAAACAUCAACGAACUCACACGGGCGAGAAACCAUUUAAAUGUAUUGAAUGUGGAAAAAGCUUCAGUGGAAGUGGACACCUUAGAACGCAUCAAGGAACUCACACGGGGGAGAAACCAUUUGAAUGUAUUGAAUGUGGAAAGAGCUUCAGUACAAGUGGAACCUUUAGAAUACAUCAACGAACUCACACGGGUGAGAAACCAUUUGAAUGUAUUGAAUGUGGAAAGAGCUUCAGUACAAGUGGAAACCUUAGAACACACCAACGAACUCACACGGGGGAGAAACCAUUUGAAUGUAUUGAAUGUGGAAAGAGCUUCAGUCAGUAUGGAAACCUUAGAACACACCAACGAACUCAUACGGGGGAGAAACCAUUUAAAUGUAUUGAUUGUGGAAAGUGCUUCAGUAGAAUUGAACACUUUAGAACACACCAACGAACUCACACAGGGGAGAAACCAUUUAAAUGUAUUGAAUGUGGAAAGAGCUUCAGUGGAAGUGGAUCACUUAGAAAACAUCAACGGACUCACACGGGGGAGAAACCAUAUAAAUGUAUUGAAUGUGGAAAGAGCUUCAGUGGAAGUGGAUCACUUAGAAAACAUCAACGGACUCACACUGGGAAGAAGCCAUUUAAACGUAUUGAAUGUUGAAAGAGCUUCAUUGAAAAGGAACACCUUAGGAAAAAUCAGCUAACUCACACAGGGGGAAAUUAUAGAUGUAUGGAAUCUGGAAAGAGCUCCAGAGGGAGUGGAGACCUUAAUAUUCAUAAGCAAAUUCACACAGGCGGAUAACCAUAUAAAUGUAUGGAGUUUUCCACUCAGGGUUCCCUGUGUUCCUGAUAAGUGAUGAUGACUGUCAAGUCUCUGGAUGUGCAGAAAAGAAUUUGGUAGUGUUUGUUUUCCAUCUUCGGGGCCAUGCUGUUUGGAGACCCUUGCUUUUUUAAUUUGAACUGUUGAUCUGGAUAGCUUGGAAUCUGGCAUUCUGGACUUUCCCCACAAUGCUGCUUAUUGGUCAGAACAGAGAGCCGGAUCCGGAUUUCCUGCUUCAGUGCAUCAUUCCCACGUACACUUCCUCAGUUUGUGAAUAUGGCUGCUUUGGAUUCCUUUGGGCCAGUUACUAAUAAUCUACUUUUGUUGUUGUUCAAAAUGGGUUUUUGCUGGUAAUGGGUUCAUGAAAUUUCAAUAAAGCAAAGAUCCCUUUCAAGAGA